Molecule: messenger RNA, 589 nt
Organism: Centruroides sculpturatus (bark scorpion)
Lineage: Eukaryota; Metazoa; Arthropoda; Arachnida; Scorpiones; Buthidae
Exons: 4
Coding region: 99-551 (150 amino acids)
Source: RefSeq, a predicted model, not a curated record
CGAACGACAGGUUCACUUAGCAGGUCUGUAUUCAAAAAGCCAAUUUCUAUCGUCAUGCAAACGACUAUCGGAUACAAACACCUCGUCUCCAUUGUUUCAUGAAACCCAAAGAGCAAGAAGGACACUCGAGGAUCGCUUCCGAUUCUUCACAUCCCUCAGGAACAGAACAGAAGAGAUUGGGCCCUAUCAAGCGACGAUCCAUACCAACAGGAUUCGAUUUCGACUUGGAUGAAGUAUGGUUACCGAAGAUUCAGAUGAGAUCCAGCAGAAGAAUGUCCAAGGAUGCAGAGGAUCCUCUAUGCAGAACCGUGCCUAGUCAAUUCUAUUCUAGGCACCAAUUACUAAAAGGUGAUCACACUCUCCAACCAUCCAUUCACAACUCGAACAACACCCCGGUUUACGUGUACAAACCGGGCAGAGAGAAGAAUAACAACCAACCUUGGCCAUCAAGAGCGCACGAUGGAACCGCAAACAGGCAACAGGAGGGUAGAAACGACGCUCCUAUUCGUCAGGAUGAUGAUAAUUUCGAUGCAGACACCUUCGAUUUUUGAUAGAGAUUCCAAGAAAGGGCACAGAGGGGAGGGGGUGG